Molecule: messenger RNA, 6709 nt
Organism: Austrofundulus limnaeus
Lineage: Eukaryota; Metazoa; Chordata; Actinopteri; Cyprinodontiformes; Rivulidae
Gene: cbarpb
Product: CACN subunit beta associated regulatory protein b
Exons: 11
Coding region: 498-3161 (887 amino acids)
Biological process (GO): negative regulation of calcium ion-dependent exocytosis; negative regulation of voltage-gated calcium channel activity
Cellular component (GO): secretory granule; plasma membrane
Molecular function (GO): transmembrane transporter binding
Source: RefSeq, a predicted model, not a curated record
UUUAUUUUUGGCUUACUAAAUAUAUAAGUACAGUUGUCCUUCCCUAUGAAUGGAAAUGCUCCUGCUUCCCUCUCCUCUCUCCAUCCCUCAGCCUCUGCGUCACGUGGUUACACCUCGGACAGAGCAGUGGGCGUGUCCUAAACGGCGGGGUUUCAUUCAUAAAUACUUUCUGCUUUAAAAAAAAAAAAAAAAAAAACCCAGCCUACAUUAAAGUGUUCGCGGGAACGUUUGUUGCUUUCGUCUUCGUCCCUCCGCUCCCGUACGGACCGGGCCGGCCGAGCAGAGUAGCCAUGCAGAGCUUUCCUCCUGUUGCUCCGAGACCAGAGAAACGACCCUGAGGAGGAGAAGCUCUGCUGCCCCGAGCUCAAGUCGGCUGGGUGGGCUGAGGAUGCAGCGAGGGAGCUGAGGAGGAGACCGACGCACACACAUCCAGAGCUGGUGCUGCUACUGCUGCGCACUGCCCUCCGUCAGGGGGGGUCAUAUAGUUGGCUUGGACCAUGAGCAAUGAGUCUACCGUCUGGAACAUUCUACCAGAAAACUCCACAGAGAUCCCACUCGAGGUUGAGGAGCAGCAAAAUGGCUWCAUCCUCCUGCUGGUGAUCCUGUCCGUCUUUCUGGUAGGAACGCUGAUCUCCAUCGCGGUCUUCCUCAUCACUUGUCGUCGCUGCUGUCAAGGAGGGCGAUUCUGUCCCAGGACCAGCGAUGACCCCGAGAAAACCACCACGUACAUGGAGGAGUCUCAGCCCACCCAUGAAAUCACUAUCAGGGUGGAUGAGUCAGACUGCCUGUCCAUGACGAGCUCUCACGACCAAGAGACGGAGCGCUUCCUGUCCACCGGUCCCACAGGCCGCCGUGUCUCCUUCAAUGAAGCUGCGCUCUUUGAUCAUGGCAAGAAAACCCAGGAGAAAGGCCGCAGGUACACUCUGACUGAAGGUGAUUUUCACCACCUGAAGAAUGCCCGUCUCACAAACCUCCACAUCCCACCUCCUGCGCUCAAGAUAGUCACCAUCCACGAAUGCGACUCGGCCGAAAACACCAUCAACCUGACGUCACGCCCUGUCGCUAAAUCAGCWCUUUCCAUCUURCAGCCGGUGCURUGCCCCCUGCCACAAACAGCACUGACAAGCCUGAGUGUGAACCCUAGUACUGCCCUCCCCGGGGAUGCUCUCAACUCCAUGGUGGACACCAGCUUCUGUGAGAACCCUGCACUUCUCAGCAGCAAGGAGACGAGCUCCAGCUCUACCGAGAUAAUGGGAGUGAAGCCCUGGGACAGAGGCAGCAGUGCCGGCGUGAAAGACAGGAUGACUGCAGGAAACACCGGCGCUCCUGCCGGCAGUGGCGCAGGGAGCCCAAAGCCCGUGCUGCAGUUCCUCACGAAACUUCGACGCCAUGCCAGUCUGGAGGGAGCCAGUCCCUACUUCAAGAUAAAGAAGUGGAAGCUGGACAGCAGCCAGAGAGCCUCCAGUCUGGACACGAGAGGCUCUCCCAAGAGGAGACAGUUCCAGCGCCAGCGGGCCGCCAGCGAGAGCAUGGACCAGGACAACAARGACACGCACCACAUAGACCUCAUCCAGUACAUCGCUCGCACCCAGGACAUCACCUACUACCCGAGCCAGCCCGCCACACGCCUCCUCUCACCCCCCUCCACACCACCCCCCUCCCUCGGCAGGGUAGAGGUAGAGGUGAUGGUGGAGCCCAGAUGCAGCCACUGUGGACCAGGGGUGAUUGGCUUGUCCCCUGAUCCCCAAGAAGAGACCCUCUCUCUGGUAAAAAGRGAAGAGGCCCACUCCUUGGAUCCCCUCCAAUCCCAGGAUCCCCAAUCACUUUACCGAGACAUCUGGACGCUACGUGCAACACUUGAACAGUCCGCAGCUUCUGACCAGAGCAGCAACAAUGACAGGAACUCAGCGUGCAGUGAUGCUGACAGUGUGUGUUCGCUGGGCGGACGCACCGAGAUGGAAAGAGGGGGGCUUCCCAGCUUCCCGUCCCAGGAMUUGGGGGACGAGGCGGAGGGUGGAGAGGAUGAAAAGGACCUCUUUGGGCAAAUGGAAGAGAAGUUGGGGGUACAAGACUCAGGAAAGAGAAAACAUGGCAGCUCAGAAUCAGAGAUUCGGGGAAGCGAUGGAGAAUCAGGGACUCGUAAGCUAUUGCAGAUGGACAGUGGCUACGCAUCAAUAGAAGCUCCAUCUCGAGGUUCAGACGACGUGCGACUGUUUGGAAGCGGCAGCAUCUCAGGAAGCCCCAAGGACAGAACUGCCCAUGAGAGAAGGCAUCAUUUCACAAAUGCAGGGAGAACUGGCACGAUCGGAGAGAGCUUUGAGUCUCAUCUCACUGAAGAAGAGCCUGAUGAUGGGCUGUUGCUGGGUGCCAGUGGAGGGGUUUCCAUCGAAGCGAGUGCCAGCUCACUGAACUGGUUGCCUUAUGGUCAGUUGCUCAUGCCUCGAGAGGCUGCACAGCCUCCGCCUCAACCACUGACUCUGCACCGGAGGGACUACAGCAUAGAUGAGAAGACAGAUGCACUCUUUCACGAGUUUCUCCGCCACGACCCUCAGUUUGACCAGCAGGAGUCUCAGAGYAAGCACCGGUCCCGAAUCCACCUGCGUAAGCAGUGGCAGCGCCACAAGCAGUGGAGCGACCCUGGAGUCAGGCAUUUCCAGUCCUCCUCUGAGAGACAACGGACCCCACUGCGGAGGGGGGACAGUGUGAACUACCCCCUGGACACAAGCUACCACAGUAUUCUGCCYCGGAUUGUUAGUGCUCCUGAUGAGGAGACCAGCGAUGGGACCGGCAGCACUCCUGAAAUGCCAAAAGUAGAACCAGCCACUUUGGACACUGGAGACAAGUACAAAAAACUUAGUGUUGCUGUGARGGACUCCGAGGACCUCACAUCCUCUUGUCUUCCACUUCAACCUUCCAUCUCGGAAAAAGAUGGUGGGCCGGCUGAGCACCCUCCCGAACCUCCAGAUGAGCGCUCGCCCCCUCAGCUGCCCGAUUCCUCGAGCUACGGCCCACAGACUAUCACAGCAGAGCUCACAGACAAACUGACUGCCAACCUGGACGAGAGGCUGUAUACAGGCCUUCGCCGGGCCAGGGACACAACCACCGAGUAUGUGACGGUGACAGCCACAUUGCACGCUUCUCCAGACCACAGCCCAGUGUAGCAGGGCUACAGUCAUCAGCUUUAACUGCAUCACUUAGGUUUUAACUUCUUUGUAAUAUUUUUAGGUCCAGCUUGAAUAGUGAYGUUUAGACCAGUGCAAGAUCUUCAGAUAAAUCUAAAAUCAACCCAACCAGAUAAAAUACUAACCAUGCAAAUGUUCAUUAAUGAAGUAAAACAAGGUUACCGUAUAAAAACAUGUUUCUUUUAAAUAACUGUAUCUCCUCUUUAUCCCAUUUCUGUAUCCAGUUUUUGUCUCGGCUCCUCUCUAAUAAUUUAUCACCUUCUUUUCUCACUAAUCCACUGUGAAACCAGGUGCUAUUAGACACGUGGAGAGCUACUGAACUUAGCUGUCAGUGUUGUGAUCUUACAGCAUUUAGUCAAUUGUUUUAUUAUGUUCAUGAGUAUGGGUAUUUAUUAUGGGGGCUGGGGUAGAUUAGUGGUUAGUGAUGCAGUCUCGUACUCUUGAGGCUGAUGGUUCGAGCCCAUGUUGUGUCAGAACCGACAACCGGCGUAAAACAGUCACAUUUUUCAUGUGAUUUUGCUCUCAGUGGCAACRAUUUUAGAAGGGAGCAGCUGAAAGAAAAACAAUGACAUGAGAACUGGGAUUUACCCAAAUCUUUACGUUGGUGUGUUCCAGGUUAAUCCAAAACUUCCAGGAAAUGGAUGAGUCCGGCUCAGAUUCUUAUUUUAUUUUUGAUUUUUUUGUCCUAAUGGCAGGGKGUGAGUCAGAAUGUCUAAAUGUGCAGGAACAUUUGAAGGAUUGCCAUUUUGUGAAAGUAAAUGAGAUGUAUUUUUUCCACAGGUGUGUAACCUGUUAUCUGAAAAGUUUUGAACUGGAAAGGGUUUUCAACUACUUUUUACUUAURUGAUGAGAAGUAAUGUAUAUUUUUAUACGUCUUCACUGCUUUAAAUGACAAUGAAAACUGACAGCAGGUUUAAAGGUAUAGUUCAGACCUUUGAAAGUUCUGUAGGAAGGUUAAGAACAAUUAAUAUCCUCAGGUCAGGUCUUAGUCUGGAGAAAUAGAAAUCUUUAUGAUUGGAUUGACAAGCCCAACCAAGGUCAAAGUGAACUGUUACCAUUGUAAAACAAAUUAUACUUAAAAUUUCAUAGCAAUUAAGGUYAAUCCUGGGGGUGACCCAGACUGUACAGAGGAUGCUACAGCUAGCUGCUGCUGCCUUCAUUUUCACAUGCAAAUAAUCAUGUAUUCACUUUAGUCUUGGUCUCUGUGCAACUAGCCUUUAGCUUGUCAYUCGGAUCAGAAUUAAACUUUAUUCUUCCAAGUCAUUCAAACAGGUAGGAUKAUAAUUGUUCACAGGUGUUCCUCAUAAAAGAAACUUCUAAUUUAUAGUUUCAAGAGAGAACAGGUUUGGCAGUGCAACACUGAAAAUUUAAACCAGCCUUUUGGUUUGAGAAAACCAGAUCAGUCAAAAAUAAAUCGGUAGUUUUCGACUCAAACUCUCAGCACAAUUCAACACAACAGACUACUUAGUUUCCAGGUUUACAGUCAUGAAAAUGGCAGUUGUACUACUGAACAUGAUGGACUUUUACAGACUAUUAAAGGGUGGGGUAUUCGGUAUUUUUUCCAGACACAUAGUUCAAUUCUGUAUCACAAUCAACUAUGUUACCUUCGUUUGUCAAAGUGUAUAUAUGACAAAAUCUGAGUUUGCAUCAGACACCUUGAAAUUGGCCUCUGUCUCUUUAAGAACCUCCWACCGUUUCUGACACUCCAACUUCAGCGUGUCCUUUUAGCUAUAAUUCAUAUCAGUUACAACCUUUUGUAGGAGAAAGGUCCAACCAUUUUUGACGAACAGGAAUUGUAAAAAAGAGGAUUUUGCAUCCAAAAAUACAUUUCCUUGAUUYUGGCAUUUUUAAAUCUGAAAACGACUGAACUGAGAAGUAGUUAGUAUUACAAGCCCGACAGAUGUGCAGUUCCACCAGGUGUUUGCUACURGUUGCUGCCGCGGAGCUGUGGGGGAGGCGUGAGGGAGGGGAGGAGCUURGGGUAAAUAGGUGGUGCUUUGUACCAGCAAGCAUUUGGGCAGCUCCACAUGACCACYGGAGACUCAAGGAUUUCUCAAACAUGCUUGAAUGAGUUUAAGCAACACCCUGGGUGUGUUUUUGAUGAGGGAAUGACAUUAUAACYUAAUAUAAAUCUCAAAGUAGRUGGUUUUGAAUAAUACCCCUGRCCCCUUAAGAGACACKGUUUWAUAACGCUGUUCUCAUUUUCCCUUUGUUUUCUCUUGUAAUGCUCAGAAGACUAAAAAGUGUCACUUCCUGUCUUUUUAUAAAACAGAACAAAAAGUACAUUUUAUUUAUUUCAGUCUGCUUUAUUCUUAGUCUUAUAUUGCAUCUUUCUGUGAUUAUCAAAGCUGAGCAGCAGCCUAAAUAAACUCCCWUCAUCAGAAAGCUGUAUGGGGUGCGGAAGUCGAAGUGGUACAGUUCACUGUUAAUCUGCCUUCAUARCCCAAGCUGCAGCAGGCUGAUCAUAAACUGGUUUUUGACCGUGAUAUCGCUCUCAGUGGGGCCAUAAAGUUCUCCUUCUCUCCCCUGUGCAGCAGGAGGACUUACUACAAAAGACCGGGUAGCAUAUUAAUCAUAAGAGGAGGAAGCUCAUCACAUCCCUCCAUAUCCUCCUGCUCACUCUUUGAAGCUGUCAUGCAGCAAAUUCAAAUCAGAGUUAGUCUGUUUCUUCAGGUGGAUAAUGAUGAUGAUGGUUCCCCUUUCCUGCCUACUCAGAUUAGAUCUUUAUAAUCUCGUAGUAAAGUGGGCAGAAGUUCCUGGCCUGGCUGAGAUGAAAGGAGGGUGAAUGCAAAUGACGACCCGAGAGCCUUUUCAUUCACAUACAUGUGAAGUAUUUUGCGCCAUCAUACGCUGCGUGGUGGUGCUAUUCAGCAACAUGGAGAGGAAUAAGGUCCAUCGCUUCAAUGUAAUGAGGGAACAUCUGACAUCCUUGAACCAAUCAAGAAAAUGACUUCAAACCAAUGCAUCCUGUCUGUAAAAAUAUCAAAGCCUGCUGUGUAUCCAAGCACAACGUCACAUGAGCUAGACUAAAUCAGUGUUCUUCAUUUAUUCUAGACAGAAUCAGUUCAACGUGGGGACAUAGUGGUGAAGUGUUUGUAUACAAACCAGUAGCCUGUCACAUGGUGCAUAGCCAUAUGUAAGUCUGCAUGAGCGUUAACCUUCUAGCACAAACUCCUUAUCUUACAGACAAACUGAUUGUUUUUGAUCAUUAGCUGAAGGCUGAGGUCCACACUUAGGCACGACUAGACUUUUCUGUGUUUUAAGAAAUCCAACUUUUAAGGCUCAGAGGACGUYACCAAUGAGAUUUUGUGGUAUAAUCUCAUAAAAAGUGCAACUAUAUCUGUAUUUGCUUGUUUGUAAACUGCAUCAUUUCCCUUAAAAAUAUGUUGAGCUUUCUUAGAAACUUUGCUUUUGUUGAUUCAAAGCUUGAGGGACCAAAUUGUUUUGGAAAAAAAAAGAUAAUAAUAAAAGUUAAUGUUAUUUUAGGCUUGUUUUACAAUCUGUGAAUAAAUGAAUGAAAGAAAAAA